Miniopterus natalensis is the source of this 1470-nucleotide messenger RNA. It is a transcript of the gene ARL6, whose product is annotated as ARF like GTPase 6. Lineage: Eukaryota; Metazoa; Chordata; Mammalia; Chiroptera; Miniopteridae. Gene Ontology annotation, molecular function: GTP binding; GTPase activity. The record is from RefSeq and is a predicted model, not a curated record.
GACUUUUCUGGCAACAAGUAACCCUUUAGAAAGCAGUUUCUCGGAUAAGAGCCAAGAGAAUUUGAUUAGCUGGUGUGCAGAGAGGAAACCAGUGAGAUACAAAACUGGAAAGAUAUAAAGGAAUGGAUUGAAUGAAAUUUGAAUCUCCAACACAGGAAGAAAAAUCGGUUCAAGUGGGACAAAUCAAGUACCUGACAUCAGCCCCUUUCCUUGGCUGGUUUGUAAAUAUUUGAACCACACUAUGGGAUUGCUAGACAGACUUUCAGGGUUGCUUGGCCUGAAAAAGAAGGAGGUUCAUGUUUUGUGCCUUGGGCUGGAUAAUAGUGGCAAAACAACAAUCAUUAACAAGCUUAAGCCUUCAAAUGCUCAAUCUCAAGAUAUAGUUCCAACAAUAGGAUUCAGCAUAGAGAAAUUCAAAUCAUCCAGUUUGUCUUUUACAGUUUUUGACAUGUCAGGUCAAGGAAGGUACAGAAAUCUCUGGGAACACUAUUAUAAAGAUGGACAAGCCAUUAUUUUUGUCAUUGAUAGUAGUGAUAGAUUAAGAAUGGUUGUGGCCAAAGAAGAACUUGAUACUCUUCUGAAUCAUCCAGAUAUUAAGCACCGCCGAAUACCAAUCUUAUUCUUUGCAAACAAAAUGGACUUAAGAGAUGCAGUGACAUCUGUGAAGGUGUCUCAGUUGCUGUGUUUAGAAAACAUCAAAGAUAAGCCAUGGCACAUUUGUGCUAGCGAUGCCGUGAAAGGAGAAGGGCUGCAAGAAGGCGUAGACUGGCUUCAAGAUCAGAUCCAGGCUGUGAAGACAUGAAAAGAUAGUAUUCGGAAACCUCAACGAUUGUCAAUUCAAGGAACAUGUCUUAAGGCAAACUGAAUAUGUUAAAUAUUUUUAAAGAUGGUAGUGUAUUUUAAGAACACUUUAUAAUCUGCUUGCAUUUAUGGACUGAAUAAACUUUAUAAGAAUAUAGGACUUCAUGUAUGCUAAUCUGGCCAUUAAUUAUAUGAAAAUAAAUCCUCAGAAGGGCUCACCAGAAUUUUCAACUUGGUAAAGAUCUACACUUGAGUGUAAUGAGAAUAUUUAAAAUCCAUCUCAAUAUCUCAACAUGAAUUAUUAGAUCUUUAAUGUAUUUUAUUUUUUAUUGUCUUCAAAAAUGUUGGUUUAUAGUAUGGCUGCAGUGUGCUUGUGAAAAAGAACUUUAAAUAUAAGGGACCAUGGAUAAUUAAUGUAUAUUAGAUUUUUACUAAAUGUCACAUCAAUAAAGCAUAAAAUCUAAUGUACCAACUAGUGUGCUUUGUUUAUGCUGAAAGAACAACGCUAUGUUAAUAUUGUAUUUGGUGUUUUACUGUUAGACACUUGCCAAUCUGAGACCAAGUUACGCAGAAGUUAUUUAUCCAGCUAAUAUUUAUUGAGCAUCUCUGUACCUGUACUAGUCUGGCAUCAUCCUACACAAUGGUGAAAUAAAAAGUAAUUAAGACAUA